AUGUGCAUGGUCAUUUUAAUAGUGGAACCAUUACGGCCAUAUUGGGUCCGUCGGGCGCCGGAAAGUCUACACUAUUGUCGUGUAUUACUGGUCACCGGAGGACAGGUCAAGUUUGCGGUUAUUGGUCAGGACGACCAUCUGCUCAAUAGGGUGACCACAUUUGAAUCGCUGGUAUACGCGUCGAGACUAAAAAACGAGCCGAGCGUUGAACACACGGCUGUCGCCCGCGAUAUACUCCAUAGGCUUAAGAUCGCCGAUUGCGCGAACCAGAGGCCUAACCAAUGCUCCGGUGGUCAACGCAAACGUAUAUCCAUAGCCUUGGAGUUGGUCUCCCGGCCACAUGUGCUCGUACUGGACGAGCCCACCACCGGUCUCGACUCAAUGACCACUUGGCAACUGAUCCGCACUCUAAUCAAACUGUGCAAACAGUCGACACCGGCACCCAUGGCUAUCGCUUUAACCAUACACCAACCCAGCGCUAAACUAUUCACCUUGUUUGACUCUGCAUAUGUUAUGUCAUACGAUGGUCAGUGCAUAUAUCACGGGCCGCCGCAAACCAUGACUGGCCACUUGGGUCGAUACGGUCUAGUGUGUCCAGAUUACUAUAAUCCGGCAGAUUUUGUGUUGGAUAUUGCGUGCAAAGAGUACGGCAUCGAGAAAGUGAUGAUGUUAUCCGAUGCCUACCGGAGCGCUGUGUCAGCCAAUGAUAAUAACUUGGAUUCUAUGGAUAAUAACAACAAUAAGUGUCAGUUUGAGAUCAAGACACAAAUUAAUGACACAUUUUGGCGAUCGCUAUGGAUAUUGAUUGAAAGCUAUCUGUACGGUGAGGACAAUGGGGUGCUGUCGGGCUGUGCCGUCGAUUACAUGGUGACUGCCGGCGAUUACUUCGAGCACAUGAUUAUCGUGAGGAAUGCUAUAGUAGACAAUGGCCUGGAAAUGGCAUUCAUUACCAUAGCUUUCUGUUUUGGUGCCAUAUUUCCCGCGUGUAUUGUAUUUCCUAAAGAGAUUAACUGCUUUGAAAAGGAGUACGGAAACGGGUGGUACUCAUGCCUGGCAUACGUGUUGUCAAAAAUCAUUGUCGACAUACCGUUUCAGAUACUGAUGCCUAGUUUGGGCUCAUUUUACGUCUAUUACAUGACCGGACAGUAUAUGCAUCCCAUUUGGCGUAUGUAUACGUUUGCAGUUAUACUGAUCCUCAUAUCGUUGACGGCCAGCGCUCAGGGAUUUCUAUUCAGCGCUCUCUUCCCCCGUAAUCCGGAAGUCGCGGCCACUUUAGGGCUCACUAUUAUCAUACCAAUGAUGCUAUUUUCAGGGACUUUGGCCCGACUUGAGACAAUGCCGGCGCCCUUACGAGUGAUCACUUACUUUGAUUACCUGCGGUUCGGCUUAGAGUCGAUGAUUGUCGACAUCUAUGGUCUGAAUCGAUGCGAUGACAACCCAUUAGUGGUCAACAAAACUGAUUUCUUACAGCAUUUCAGUGACGAAACACUUAUGAAGAUAUACUCAUCGGAAGUGAUUCCCUAUGAGAAACUGCUAUCAAUCAUAGACUUGAGCUCCGGUAGUGACGACCACUUCGGCAAUGAUGGCACCAUUACGGCCAUAUUGGGUCCGUCGGGCGCCGGAAAGUCUACAUUAUUGUCGUGUAUUACUGGUCACAAGAGGACAGGUCUGACCGGAUCUAUACGUAUAACAACGGAUCAAAAGGUCAAGUUUGCGGUGAUCGGUCAGGACGACCAUCUGCUCGAUAGGGUGACCACAUUUGAAUCGCUGGUAUACGCGUCGAGACUUAAAAACGAGCCGAGCGUUGAACACACGGCUGUCGCUCGCGAUAUACUUAAUAAACUAAAGAUCGCCGAUUGCGCGGACCAGUGGCCUAACCAAUGCUCCGGUGGUCAACGCAAACGUAUAUCCAUUGCCCUGGAGUUGGUCUCCCGGCCACACAUACUCGUACUGGACGAGCCCACCACCGGUCUUGACUCAAUGACCACUUGGCAACUGAUCCGCACUCUAAUCAAACUGUGCAAACAGUCGGCACCGGCACCCAUGGCUAUUGCCCUAACCAUACACCAACCCAGCGCUAAACUAUUUGACUUGUUUGAUUCGGCAUACGUAAUGUCAUACGACGGUCAGUGCAUAUAUCACGGACCGCCACAAACCAUGACUGGCCACUUGGGUCGACACGGUCUAGUGUGUCCAGAUUACUAUAAUCCGGCAGAUUUUGUGUUGGAUAUUGCGUGCAAAGAGUACGGCAUCGAGAAAGUGAUGAUGUUAUCCAACGCCUACCGGAGCGCAGUGUCAGCCGAUGAUAAUAACACUGAUAGUAAAUGUCUGUUUGAGAUUAAGACACAAAUUAAUGACACAUUUAGGCGAUCGUUAUGGAUAUUAAUUGAAAGUUAUCUGUACGGCGAUGACAAUGGGGUGCUGUCGGGCUGUGCCGUUGAUUUUAUGGUGAUUGACGGCGAUUACUUCGAGCACAUGGUGUUAGUGAGGAGUGCAUUAUUUGACAAUAGCUUGGAAUUGGUUUACAUUACGAUAGCAUUUUGUUUUGGUGCCACAUUUCCCGCGUGUAUUGUAUUUCCCAAAGAGAUCAACUGCUUUGAAAAGGAGUGCGGGAACGGGUGGUACUCAUGUCUGGCUUACGUGCUGUCAAAGAUCAUUGUCGACAUACCGUUUCAGAUACUGAUGCCUAGUUUAGGCUCGUUUUACGCCUAUUACAUGACCGGACAGUAUAUGCAUCCCAUUUGGCGUAUGUAUACGUUUGCUGUGAUACUGAUUCUCAUAUCGUUGACGGCCAGCGCUCAGGGAUUUCUAUUCAGCGCUCUCUUCCCCCGUAAUCCGGAAGUGGCGGCCACUUUGGGGCUCACUAUUACUAUACCAAUGAUGCUAUUUUCAGGGACUUUGGCUCGAAUCGAGACAAUGCCGGCGCCCUUACGAGUGAUCACUUACUUUGAUUACUUGCGGUUCGGCUUAGAGUCGAUGAUUGUCAACAUCUAUGGUCUGAAUCGAUGCGAUGACAACCCAUUAGUGGUCAACAAAACUGAUUUCUUACAGCAUUUCAGUGACGAAACACUUAUGAAGAUAUACUCAUCGGAAGUAAUUCCUUAUGAGAAACUGCUAUCAAUCGUAGACUUUGGCUUCGGUAGUGACGACCACUUCGGCAAUGAGUCUAAUGUUAUCACUUAUUAUGGUCUCCAAGACUGGCAUUUAAUGCAA
Messenger RNA from Medioppia subpectinata, 3213 nucleotides. The record is from the annotation of a GenBank genome assembly. Lineage: Eukaryota; Metazoa; Arthropoda; Arachnida; Sarcoptiformes; Oppiidae.